AGGCCGACGUCUUAUCGAGCUAAAGGAAAGGUUGAGACACGCCAUCAAACUUGUAGCUCAGCGUACAGAAGUAGAGAGAGAAAGAUAAUCGGCAAGCACACGCAUACCACUAUGCACAGCUACACAUGGACCGUCUUGCGGGCAACUAUCUGAGCAACGGCGACGUCGCGAAUGCGUCCUCUCUGUACAACUCACUGGAAAAGCUGAACCCGACGAAGUACAAUCGUAUGGCGCGCAUCUGUCGAGUGCUGUCGAACCCGCAAAAUGUACCGUUGCCGUUUCGCUAUGACGACAUCUGCGAGGCGCUCUUGGACCCCACCGUCCCCCCAGAGGUGCUGCUGCGCAGCAGUGCCGAGGACGUCCAGAAGUCGUUUCAGCGCUUAGCCGUGUGCGUCCACCCCGACAAGAAUCCAAAUGCACGGGCAAAGGACGCGUUUCUUCGUCUGACACACAUGAAGGACAAGGCGCUGCAGCUACUCCGUGAUAAAGCUGAUGUGCGCGAUGAGGAGUCGGCACCUGCGGCGCAGCGGCACAACGUGAAGGCGGCACCCGCUGGCGUCAAACGACCGCAGCGGCCGCCUCUUGCUGGAUCGAACGGCUCAAACGCAGCUGCAGCGAAGAAACGGCCCGCCAAACACACAACGCCGCCUCUGACACCGUUGCCGGAGCUGCAGGCCGCGGCAAGUGUCUCAUCCGGACUUGAUCAGCUGCGCCAGACCACCAUAAAACUAAACUGCCUGAAGCGGAAAGACAUAGCGGACGACUUUGAGAUAUUCAGCGUCACGCAGCGCGCCGUCCCAGGCUCGGCCUUCGAUAGCCCAGAGACGAGUUCGGCGGAGUGCGGCGAGGAACAACUCGCCUUCACAGUGCCGGUGAUGCCGCGGGGAAAAAAGGCGCCAGUAGGUGCCCGUCGACCGCCUCCGUUGAAGAGGGCAGAGAAGCAGCCGCCCAGCGUGUUGCAAGGCCUCACAUCUUCUCUGCCGCGGUCGCCCUCUUCGUAUCCUUCUCUUACCUCUUUUACACCACCGUCCGGCGCUUCACCUGUGGUGUCGCUCCAGCCGUCGCCACCGCCGCCCUCAGCGCUGCCUCCAAUUGGAGAAACAGCGGAGCAGCACGACACAGUUGCCGGUGCACAAGGCAAAAUGCCGGCAGAAGGCUCUCGCCCGCUGUCAGCCACCCUCACAAGCGACGACGCCAUCCGACAUGAAAUUGACCAAACGUGUCUGCGCCUGCAGGAGAUGCGGGUGCACAACACGAACAUCAAACUGAGACUCGAUCUCAGUUUUGAGGCGUAUCAGCGCGGUCGGGAAGGUCAGUGA
This is a messenger RNA of Leptomonas pyrrhocoris, 1319 nucleotides long. RefSeq lists its product as hypothetical. The transcript has a single exon. Bases 126 to 1319 code for a protein of 397 amino acids. NCBI's taxonomy places the organism in Eukaryota, Euglenozoa, Kinetoplastea, Trypanosomatida, Trypanosomatidae. The record is from RefSeq and is a predicted model, not a curated record.